AUGGAGGAGCUGCUGCGACGUCUGGUUAUAGUUAGCGAGGAAAUGGGACUAAAGAUCAACCAGUCCAAAACAAAGAUCAUGAUCGUGGAUAAAUACGGCACCCUUAACGAGAAUAAUAUUCUUGGCCAAUACGACAUCGUCAAGACUUUCGUGUACCUCGGCUCGAUUAUUUCCAAUAGAGGUGGAUCGGAAACCGAAAUAAGGCGACGCAUCGGAAUGGCCAAAUCCGCUAUGAGCCAGCUAAACAAAAUAUGGAGAGAUCGAAACAUACUCAAGAAGACGAAAGUGCAAAUUGUUGAGACGCUCGUUUUCUUAAUCUUUUUGUAUGGGGCUGAGACCUGGAUCUUGAAAGAGUCUGACAGGCGACGCAUAGACGCGUUUGAGAUGUGGUGCUGGCGGCGCAUGUUGCGCAUCCCUUGGACGGCUUUGCGGACGAACGCUUCCAUCCUCAACGAGCUAAAAGUUGACCAGAGGCUAUCUACCAAAUUUGCUCUCGCGUGGAACUAA
Molecule: messenger RNA, 507 nt
Organism: Bombyx mori (domestic silkworm)
Lineage: Eukaryota; Metazoa; Arthropoda; Insecta; Lepidoptera; Bombycidae
Exons: 2
Coding region: 1-507 (168 amino acids)
Source: RefSeq, a predicted model, not a curated record